Messenger RNA from Lichtheimia ornata, 1650 nucleotides. RefSeq names its product phosphoribosylaminoimidazole carboxylase, ATPase subunit. Gene Ontology annotation, molecular function: phosphoribosylaminoimidazole carboxylase activity; metal ion binding; ATP binding. The transcript is spliced from 3 exons. Gene Ontology annotation, biological process: 'de novo' IMP biosynthetic process. NCBI's taxonomy places the organism in Eukaryota, Fungi, Mucoromycota, Mucoromycetes, Mucorales, Lichtheimiaceae. Bases 1 to 1650 code for a protein of 549 amino acids. The record is from RefSeq and is a predicted model, not a curated record.
AUGCGGGAAUCAAUAGGUGGCCAAUUGGGUCGCAUGAUGGUGGAAGCUGCUUCUCGCUUGAAUCUCUCGGUGACCAUUCUUGACAGCCCUGUCAAUUCCCCUGCCAAGCAAAUCGAGGCGACGCAAGAGCACAUUCAUGGAGCAUUCAAGGAUCCCGUCAAGAUUCGUGAGCUUGCCAGCAAGGUGGACGUGUUGACAGUUGAAAUUGAGCACGUGGACGCUCAAGUCCUUGCCGAGAUUGAAAAGGAAGGCAAAGUCAAGGUGCAUCCUUCUGCAAAGACGGUUCAAACGAUCCAAGACAAGUAUGCUCAAAAGCAACAUUUGCAAGCACAUGGUAUUCCUGUGGCCGAGUAUAUGGAGACCCCUGAUGCCGAUGCUGUUGCUGCUGCUGGCAAGCAAUUUGGAUAUCCCUUCAUGUUGAAAUCAAAGACCAUGGCUUAUGAUGGCAAGGGCAACUACGUGGUGCGCUCUGCUGAUGACAUUCCUGCCGCUAUGGAGGCCUUGAAGAACUUGCCCUUGUAUGCAGAAAAGUGGGCUCCUUUUGUCAAGGAAUUGGCUGUGAUGGUGGUGCGUCGUGCUAAUGGCGAAGUGCGUACUUAUCCUGUUGUCGAGACCAUUCACAAGAACAGCAUUUGUCAUUUGGUCAUUGCUCCUGCUCAAGCUGAUGGUGCUGCCCUUGCCAAGGCUCAAGCCAUUGCCGCUGAUGCUAUCAAGUCCUUCCCUGGUGCAGGCAUUUUCGGUGUCGAGAUGUUUUUGAUGGAGAAUGGUUCUAUUUUACUCAACGAGAUUGCACCACGUCCUCACAACUCGGGCCAUUACACGAUUGAAGCAUGUGAGACAUCCCAAUUUGAAAAUCAUAUGCGUGCUAUCCUUGAUAUGCCUCUUGGUUCUACUGAAAUGAAGGUGCCAGCAUCCAUCAUGGUCAAUUUGCUUGGUGAAUCUACCAGUAUGGAAGAAUGCUAUCGUCCUUGCCAGGAAGCUUUGUUGGUGGAUGGUGCUACGAUUCAUUUGUAUGGCAAAAAGGAAUGCCGUGCAGGUCGUAAGAUGGGUCACAUUACUGUUGUUGGUGAAUCCAUGAUGCAAGUCCAAGAUCGUCUCAAGCCUAUUCUUAAAGCCAUUGAGCCUGAUGUGGAGCGCAACUUGUCCCUUCGUCCUUUGGUGGGUAUCAUCAUGGGUUCCGAUUCAGAUUUGCCUGUCAUGAAAGUGGGCGCCAAGAUUCUCAAGGACUUUGAUAUCCCCUUUGAGCUUACUAUUGUUUCAGCACAUCGCACUCCUGAUCGCAUGUUUGAAUACGCCCGCUCUGCAGCUGAACGUGGUCUCAAAGCUAUCAUUGCAGGUGCUGGUGGUGCCGCUCACUUGCCUGGUAUGGUUGCUGCCAUGACGCCUCUUCCAGUUAUUGGUGUUCCUGUCAAGGGAAGCUCGCUUGAUGGUGUUGAUUCGUUGCACAGCAUUGUGCAAAUGCCACGUGGUGUACCUGUUGCAACAGUGGCAAUCAACAACAGCACCAAUGCCGCCCUCCUUGCUAUUCGUAUGCUUGGUGCUUUCAUUCCUGGUGUUCUCCAAAAGAUGGAUGCCUAUAUGAAGAAAAUGGAAGGCGAAGUUCUAGGCAAGGUUGAUCGUCUCAAUGCUGUGGGCUGGGAAGAAUACUAA